UGGAAACGCCGUUAAUUGCGUGCUAGGUGGGACGCGUCGAGGACACGCCAUCAAUUCACACCCUCCCCCUCCCACCGCUCCUCUUCAAAACCUUCAAACCCCCAUUGCCUCAUUUCUCUCUAUCAUACUCUCUCUCUCUCUCUCGAUUACAGAGAUCUGAGACUGAUUCUGAUCUUGGAAGGACUCAGAUUCGGAGGAGUAAUUUAGUUUCUGUCGUCUUCGGAAUUUCAGGGUUGUUUUGUGAUCGGAUGUCGUCCACGGCCUCCUACUGGUGUUACCGUUGCACCCGCUUCGUUAGGGUUUGGCCCCAGGACGCUGUCGUCUGUCCUUACUGUGACGGCGGCUUCGUGGAGGAGAUCGACUCCGCGCCUCGCUCCGAAACUAAUCCCCACCGUCGGUUUCCCCCCUACGCGAUGGGGAGCAGCCGGCCGGACUUCGGUCAGGACUCGGAUCCGGGGUUCCGACGCCGCAGGAGGAACGCUGGCGACCGAUCGCCGUUCAAUCCUGUGAUAGUCCUCCGUGGCCCGGCGGACGGAGAAGCUGGAGGCGCCGGUGGCGGCGAGACGGCAACCAGUAGUUUCGAAUUGUACUACGACGACGGGUCUGGGUCCGGUCUCCGGCCUCUUCCGCCGACGAUUUCGGAGUUCCUGAUGGGAUCCGGGUUUGACCGGUUACUGGAUCAGCUCGCGCAGGUCGAAAUCAACGGGUUCGGGCGCGCCGAGAACCCGCCGGCGUCGAAGGCCGCCGUGGAGUCGAUGCCGACAGUCGAGAUCGUCUGUAAUCACAUAGUCAGCGAAUCACACUGCGCUGUUUGCAAAGAGCCGUUCGAGCUCGGCACCGAGGCUCGCGAGAUGCCCUGUAAGCACAUCUAUCAUCAGGACUGCAUCCUCCCGUGGCUUUCUCUUCGCAAUUCCUGCCCGGUUUGCCGGCACGAGCUGCCGACAGACAUCCCAGGAGGCGGAAGAGCUUCGCCGGAAUCUGCACAAUCUCCGGCGAAUACAGAGCAAGAGACCGUGGGGCUGACUAUCUGGAGGCUACCCGGUGGUGGAUUUGCUGUAGGUAGGUUUUCUGGGGGUAGAAGAGCCAGCGAGCGCGAGCUUCCUGUUGUCUACACAGAAAUGGACGGCGGAUUCAAUACCAGUGGCGCUCCGAGGAGGAUAUCGUGGGCGUCGAGCAGAAACAGAUCGAGGGAGAGUGGCCGAUUUCGCAGAGUUUUCCGUAACGUGUUCUCAUUUAUAGGGCGGCUGAGGUCGUCGUCUUCAUCAUCCUCACGUUCUAGUACAGAAUCUGAUUCUUCUGUAAGUAGAAGCAAUAGUCAACCAAGUUCAGUUUUGUUCGGUAGACACUCGCGCAGGCAUAGCAGAGCCUGGGUUUUGGACGAUUAGGGAGGAAAUGGCAGAUGGUGAUGAUUACUGGGAAACAACAAAAAGAAGAACAAUUUGUGCCUUUUCCCGGCGGAUGAAAUUUUCUGAGAAGGCAAACAAACAGGGGUUCCCCCACUUCCCCCUCCCAUCCCCAACUCAUAUAUACAUAAUUCUUCUUCUGUAAAUAUAAUGCAACCGUCAAGAAAGAAAUUCACUUCAGUAUAAGAUUUAUUGAUGAUAGGAUCUGUCGAAUCGGAGUUUCUUCAUGGGAUAAGUUUCUUUCUUCUUGGUCCUUCUGAACCCAGAAGAGGAAGAAGACGAUCAAUAGUGGGGAAAUUGGAGAACAGGGACGCAGAUUCUUCUCAAAGAAAAUGGAAAUUGAUUGACAGAUUCCGAGCGCGAAGGCUUUGAGUUCAUGUUUUUUUAAUUUCCUCACAUUGCAUAAUUUCUUGUAAGCUUCAAUUUAUUUCUUUCUUUUAAAAUCAUCAUCAAUGAAUGCCAGAAAGUUUUGGUUGAA
This is a messenger RNA of Malania oleifera, 1881 nucleotides long. RefSeq names its product E3 ubiquitin-protein ligase RDUF2. Gene Ontology annotation, molecular function: ubiquitin protein ligase activity. Gene Ontology annotation, cellular component: cytoplasm. NCBI's taxonomy places the organism in Eukaryota, Viridiplantae, Streptophyta, Magnoliopsida, Santalales, Ximeniaceae. Gene Ontology annotation, biological process: protein ubiquitination. The record is from RefSeq and is a predicted model, not a curated record. The coding region runs from base 249 to 1385 and encodes 378 amino acids. The transcript has a single exon.